This is a messenger RNA of Misgurnus anguillicaudatus (oriental weatherfish), 2204 nucleotides long. RefSeq names its product pyridoxal phosphate binding protein (gene plpbp). NCBI's taxonomy places the organism in Eukaryota, Metazoa, Chordata, Actinopteri, Cypriniformes, Cobitidae. Gene Ontology annotation, molecular function: pyridoxal phosphate binding. The record is from RefSeq and is a predicted model, not a curated record. Gene Ontology annotation, cellular component: intracellular anatomical structure.
CGCCAGAGAACUUGGUGACGUUAAACGGCGGGGUCACCGCCGCUAUUGGUUUAUCUGGACGCGCAUUGGGUAUGUGGAGAGCAGUAAUGUCGGAGGAGGUUGGGAACAAAGUGCGGGCGGUUGUGGACCGGGUAAAUCAAGCGGUUUCCCGUCGUCCGAAGACGUUGCCAUGUAUAGCCCCUCGACUGGUGGCGGUAAGCAAGACCAAACCUCCUGACAUGGUGAUAGAGGCUUACAAACACGGCCAACGAAACUUUGGAGAGAAUUAUGUGAAUGAGCUUGUUGAAAAAGCAUCCCAUUCUCAGAUUUUGUCGUUAUGUCCUGAAAUAAAAUGGCAUUUCAUUGGUCAUCUACAAAAGAAUAAUGUCAACAAGCUCCUGGGUGUCCCAAACCUGUAUAUGGUGGAAACAAUUGAUUCUGUGAAGCUGGCUGAAAGGGUUAACAGCUCAUGGCAAAAGCUGAGACCUGCCAACGCACAACGGUUAAAGAUUAUGGUUCAGAUAAACACCAGUGGAGAGGAAAGUAAACAUGGCCUGUCCCCUGAUGAGACUGUAAACACUGUGAAACACAUUGUGUCUCAGUGUCCUGCUCUUGACUUCGCUGGACUCAUGACGAUUGGCCGUUAUGGUUAUGACCUCAGUGACGGCCCCAACCCGGACUUCCAGAUGCUGUUGAAAAGGCGUGAAGAACUUUGUGAAAGUCUUAAGAUGCCGGUGGAUAAGGUUGAGCUCAGUAUGGGUAUGUCCACUGACUUUGAACAUGCGAUUGAGGUCGGAUCCACUAACGUCCGUGUUGGAAGCACUAUUUUCGGCACACGUGAAUUUCCCAACACCCCAAGCCCCAGUCCAGAGAAAAAGCCAAGGGUUGUAUGCGAGGAAGCAGCCAGGAAAAUGGACCGACUAACCGUUACAGAGCAAUGAAUGAUGGAUACUGCACUGAAUCUGGGAACUCCUAGUAGUUUUCCCAAUGGCUGGUUUUACCAUUCACCAGUUAAAAGCCUUUAACAUGUCUUAACUAUCACUACUUACCUGACCUUCGGAGGUAAAACAACUAGAAAGUGUAAUUUAACAACUUUUAACACAAAAUUUACUCUUGAAGGCAUUUUAUUAUCAAAAGAUCUCCAGAAGUGUCCACCAACCUCUGGGAAAAAAUAAAAACGUUGCUUUCGUGUUUUGUUUUGAGGAGAUACAGGGUCAGCACGUAUUCGGUUUUGUCGUGCAAACUAUACAGUAGGUGAAUUAAUGUGUGCUAUCAUUUCUGUGAAUUCAGUUGAAUAGAUUAAAUAGUUGAAUUCGUAAGUCAUUAACAUUAAAAUAAAACAUGUUUUGUUUUUAGGUGUGUGUGUGUGUGUGUAGAUAUAUUUUAGUGUUUGUAUGAUGUUUUAUUUGUGACUGAUCAGAAAGUUAUAAAGUUUCAGUUAUGGCAACACUUUAAAUUAAGUUUCAGUUUAUUAACAUUAGUUUGUGCACUUAAAUAAAAACGAACAAAACAUUAAUCUGUUAAUGUUGUUUUCUACAUAAUACAUUUCCCAUUUUAAGUACAAACUAACAAUGUUUUAUGAAUAAAACACAUUUUAACAAUGAAGAAUAAUAUAACAUGAACUAAUAUUCAUAAAUUAAACAUUAUUGUAAAGUGUUGCUAGUGAAAUCUAUUUGUGAACUUUAUUACUAUUUGUAAAUGAUAUAAAUAACACAUGUAUAGUAUUAUGUAUCUUCUUGUUGCUGUGAAAGGUGUCAGUGACUUGUUUCUGGGCUGACGUGUAUGUGUGUGGUAUUCUGCUGUAAUUCAUAUAGUAUCUAUAGCUUCAUGUCACCAUAAACAUUGUUAAAAUUAAGCAGCAACCACAUUGAUUUAGGAUAUUGAACAGAAAUAAAUGUCAAUGACUGGAAGAAACGCAGAAAGAAACUUUUUAUGUUUAGGAAAAGCUGAAAGUCUGAGGUAUUUUACUAUGCAAGACAAGAAGAUGUGCUGCAUUUAAAAUGUUUGUUUAGAGGUAAUUUCAUCAUAUUUUGGUUUUAAUUUUUUAAUAAAUACAGUGCUGUCAUGUUAAUUAUAUUUUACUGUUUGUGGUCAAAUGUGAAAAGUCAAAUGGAGUUUUUCCAAUUGUGUAUAUUGUCAAUAACAUAGUUGUAUCUUGUUAAUAGAUGGUUGUACAUAAGUGAUUAAUUUACGCAAGGUGGACAAUAAAGGAAGAUAAAAUGAAA